Tachysurus vachellii is the source of this 1529-nucleotide messenger RNA. RefSeq names its product probable crossover junction endonuclease EME2. The record is from RefSeq and is a predicted model, not a curated record. Gene Ontology annotation, molecular function: DNA binding; nuclease activity. NCBI's taxonomy places the organism in Eukaryota, Metazoa, Chordata, Actinopteri, Siluriformes, Bagridae. Bases 131 to 1390 code for a protein of 419 amino acids. The transcript has 8 exons. Gene Ontology annotation, biological process: replication fork processing; double-strand break repair; mitotic intra-S DNA damage checkpoint signaling. Gene Ontology annotation, cellular component: nucleus; Holliday junction resolvase complex.
UAAAUAAAUAAAUAAAUCAAUGAUUACUGCAGCGGUUGGUCCCUUUAAAGGAUGCGUCAUUUUACGUUAACGCUAAAAAGGUGCUUAUUAUUACGCAUGCGCAUUGGGGAGCACAGUGAUUAGUGCCACAAUGUCGGGAUUAAACAGGGCUCACACCUGGGACAUCUCAGACUCGGACUCGGACCCUGAGCCUCCUUCUGCUCCCUGUGUCCAGAGCUCCAGACCUGGGGAGAGGAGGAAAACAAAGCUCCUUGUGGACAACAGACAGGAGAAGAGAGAGGAGAGAGAGAGACAGAAGGAGGAGAAGAGAGAGGAGAGAGAGAGACAGAAGGAGGAGAAGAGAGAGGAGAGAGAGAGACAGAAGGAGGAGAAGAGAGAGGAGAGAGAGAGGAAGAAGGAGGAGAAGAGAGAGGAGAGAGAGAGGAAGAAGGAGGCAGCUGAAAGAGUAAAAAGACUAAAACCUGAGGAGUAUUUGAACACCGUCACUGUUAACAUCCACCCAGUGUUGCUGCAGGACUCUGGGUGUGACGUGUUGUUGAGUACGCUGGCUGGUCUGGAGUGGAGGAGCCGAAUAGAAGAGCACAACCUCACACACACCAUCAGCUGGGGCAGAAAACUUCCUCAUAGUGAGGAUGAAGAUGGUGGGGUGGUUGAGGAAGAUCAGGUUCUGAUGGUUGUCACUCAGAUGGAGUUUGUAGACAUGAUGAUGUCCAUCAAACAGGCUCUAAUCGGUGGUUGUGAAGAGGCGGAGUCUCUGUUUCAGCCACUCUGUGAGUAUCUGAACAGAAACAAAGGGACAGUCGUUUCACUGCUGGUGACCAGGGGACAGUACUUUCAAUGUGGAGGCUCGCGUUGUGAUGAUGGUGAUGAAGAUGAUGAGGUGUGUCCACGUUCUCAACUUGGGCUCCAUAACAUAGAGAUUGAGGAGGUGCUGGUGUACCUGGAGAUCUACAAGAAUGUGACAGUCCACUUCCUGUUUAGCUGGCAGGAAGUCACUAAUCAUGUGUGUGCUGUUACCAAGGCCUUAUCUAAACGCCCCUUUAGAACACAGCAGGACGUCACUGAUCUGGGUUUCUGUGUGGACGGAUUGUGGGCAGGGGGCGUGCGUGUUGAGCGUAGUGGGCGGGGCCUUUCUCAGGUGUGGACACGACAGAUACAGCAACUCAACAGGGUGAGCAUUGCCAUGGCAACAGCUGUGAAAACUGCCUACCCCUCUCCCAAACUCCUCAUGCAGGCAUAUGAGAGUGCAGCGUCAGAAGAAGAGCGGUGUGGAUUAUUGGCUGAUCUCACUGUGAGAGGCGGGGCUAAAGAGCGGCGUAUCGGACCUGAACUGUCCAGUCGUGUGCACCGUCUUAUGACGUCUCAGAAUCCUGAGCUGGUGCUAGACUAGGGGAUUGUGGGAAAUACUCAGAUUUCCCUCAGAUUUAAUAUAUAAACCAUGGAUAUGACACACACACACACACACACACACACACAGAUCACUGUAAAGUUUGAAAUUAUUUUGAUUUAAAUAAAUACAUUUUCACUUA